CGGUCAAGUUGUAAAAUCUGAAAUGUUUAAUCGCCACUAUGCAAUAACAGCUUGAAGAAAUUACUUCUAUUAGGUAGCAGAUAUUUUUAUUGCUUUCUCCAUUAUACUUAUACAGCUUUUUAUAAGUUAACGAGGUGCGUUUAUAGGUUAAGAAAGGGAUCAAAAUGAAAUUGCAUUGCUCGAAAAUGCUUGGUUUGAAGAUUCUCGAGAAACGUCGGGGUAUAGUGGUAGGCACAUCAGCGACGGUGAAAUCGUAGAGGGGACAACCCCUCCUGCCCUACUCCGGUGCGCGCAACGUCAUUGUGCUGUGUUGGGCCAUGAUCGUUGGAGUGUGUGUGCGUCGCUCAAGCUACGCGCAGACUUGCCCAGUAAAUACGAGGCUUCCGUUCCCUUGUGCGUGUCGAAAGAGUGCGUAGUAAAAAGGAGGUGUAAAGUCUCGUCUCGUUGGCAUCCCGUAUCAUCGGCGUGCACCAUCAUGCCGUUGAGUAUUGGGGUUAACCUAAGAGUGACCGGACACUGUAAUCAGGGCGGUCGUAAGUACAUGGAGGACAUGUUCAGCGUGGCCUUUCAGUCGACACCGGAUGACAAAGAUCUGGAAUAUGCCUUCUUUGGCAUAUUCGACGGCCACGGCGGCGGCGAGGCAGCUACUUUCGCCAAGGAACACCUGAUGAACGUUAUCGUCAAACAGAAGAAUUUCUGGAGCGAUCGUGACGAGGAUGUGCUUCGAGCCAUCAAAGACGGAUACGUGAAUACACACUAUGCGAUGUGGCGGGAGCUCGACAAGUGGCCGAGAACCGCAUCCGGACUACCAUCCACGGCUGGGACUACGGCUAGCAUAGCCUUUAUUCGCAAAGGCAAAAUUUACCUGGGUCACGUGGGAGAUUCUGGCAUAAUAUUGGGAUAUCAAGUAGAUGGUGAUCCUCAGUGGCGUGCUGAAGCUUUAACCAAGGACCAUAAACCAGAGAGUGGUCCUGAAAUGAUGAGGAUACACGAAUCUGGUGGUAAAGUUGUUAGCAAAUCCGGGGUUCCAAGAGUUGUCUGGAACAGACCUCGUAUUGGACACAAAGGGCCUGUUCGAAGAUCAACACAUAUAGAUGAAAUUCCCUUUCUUGCUGUUGCUAGAUCCUUAGGUGAUCUUUGGAGUUAUAACUCUGAAUUAAACACAUUUGUAGUGUCUCCGGAACCAGAUGUUAAAGUAGUUACAAUUGACGUUGAAUCACAUCGUUGUCUUAUUUUUGGAACAGAUGGCUUGUGGAAUAUGUUAACACCUCAAGCUGCAGUGUCUAUUGUCCAAGCUGCAGAUAGACAUAAUGAAAAGCAUCUCAUUGCUUCUCAACAAACAUGUAAUGGGCAAGCUGAUAAUGUUCAUCUAUGGAUAAAUCCUUCGAAAAGCCUUGUGGAUAGAGCAUUGGAAAAGUGGUCAUCAAAGAGAUUACGUGCAGAUAAUACAAGCGUGGUUACAUUGAUGUUAGAUCCACCAGGUCCAUCUCGUAGUGAGGUUCUGCUUAGUCAGAAGGAGUGUGUUGUGACCCAUCAUACUAUCCACACACCUACAGCUACACUUUCAGAAGCUCCAGCAAGACAUAAUUGUAAUCCAGUCUCUUCAGGUAUAUCAAGGCCUUCUCCUAUAAUAAAUCAUAAUGUUGAUUUGAAAAGGCCAGAUAUUCCUGAGGAAAUACAAGAGAAUAGAAAAGAAUCAAAUGUUGAAAACAUAUGUACACCAAUAGAGAAAGUUGAAAAAAAUCAAUGUCAAAAAAAUGAAACACACACGAAUAUUCCAGAAAAUUUGUUAAAUGAAAACAUUCAAUCUGUGGAAUCAUCGUCCAAUAAAACAUUAGAAAAAAGUAUAGAAGUAAAUAGUCCGAAAUCCGAAGCAAUUCCAGCGGAAAAGACAGAACCUAUCACGGAACCAAAAACGACAAUUAAAGAACACGAUAUAUCAAUUGAACAGAAAAAUUCAAAAUCAUCUCGGCAGUCACCGGAGGCAGAAAAGAAAAACGAUUCUAACGUUUCAAAUGUGAUACACCAAAGUGCAUUUUCUAGUGAAUGUAAUGGUACACACUCUUCCAUGGCCGUUACCACGGAGUGCAAUGGGAUGGUUCCGAGAAGUACUAACUGUAAUGAGAACGAAGUAAAAGCUAAUGUAUUGAACGGAUCAUGUCAUAAACAAGCGACAUUGUUUUCCACUUCGAGAAAGGAUGUUCGAAGCGCGAGAAGACACAACUUAACAGCUCAUUCGCGAAAUACAUUGGUAGAUGCAGGUUCUUUAGAAACGAAGACAUAUGUAAAUUCUAGACUUAAAUCGCGUAGUACAAAAGUGACGGGGAAUACGAUAGAGGAGAGUGUGAGAAGUUCAACGAACAAAACGAGCGAUAGUGCUAUUGGUAAACGAAGACACAGUGCAAUAUCACAGAAUGUAGUUAACACGGUCGAGGAGUCAUGUAUAUUACAAGAGCCAUGCGUUAAAAGGAGAACGCGCUCAGAGGAUCGUCCGAAUCCGGUCGACGAAAAUGAUCCAGCAAAUCAAGCCACGAAAGAUGCGAGUAGUAGUUUAAGUUGGCCUACCACGGACUCCAAUAUUGCUCGUUCCACGGCUGGUGCUACCACUGUACCUGUACAAGAAAGACUGUCGUCGCUAAAUACCUUCCAAAGAAAUUUGGGAAAGAAAGCUACGCCCGUGAAGGCUAUCAGAAGACCGUCUAUCAAAGGUCUGUUGAAACAGUUGUUGGCUGUUAGUCUCAGAGAGUGGGAAGGGAGAAACAACCGAUCGAAUAACUGUAACGAGCGGAGGAUAAAACGAACUGUAUCUAUUAUAGGUUCUGCGGAUGAUACGAAUGUCCCGCAACGUUGGCUCAGGUCAGAUACUAUUGCGGCGACACCUGUGAAAACACUACGUUCACGUAAUGUAGACAUAACUGGUCACACGAUAUCUCCACAAUUAGUACACCAGUAUGGAAUAGUAAAGCAAAGUCGGCUCUCUUUGUCAAAUAAAAUGAAGCAUUCUAGUAAUAAUGGAUUUCUACAAUCGAAUAGAGUAAGGUCUUCCUCCUUGCCAUCCAGUAUAAAACAAACGAACAAUAAUACUGGGAACGGAGCUUGUUCUACAAUUAAUCCUACGAACACAGGAUGUAAUUCUAGUUCUGGGAUGGCCAAGAGAGUGAAAUCACCUUACAAUCCGAGUGCUAGAUCAUUAAGCUCGCGAUCUCGCAUUAAGCGCCUUGGAAAAUGAGGUAGGGUAACGUACGUUAAUUACAUUACUUGUUACAUUAAACAGGGUAUCGUUUCUUACCCUCACCAAAUUUUUAUUUACUUCGCGCCUUGCUUUUCAUCUUCAUGGAAAGAUUUGAUGGCUAGCUGAAAAAAAUAAAAAAAAAAAAUGCUCUCAUUUCUACUGUUGCAUUUUAUCUUAAAACUUGAAGAUACUAUAGGCAAGCUCUUGUCUCGAUUUUCCAAACAUCUCGACGGAAUUGGGUUUGCAUUUUAUGGACCAAUCAAUUACUAAAUUUAAAACAAAACAAAACAAAAAAAAAAAAAAAAAAACGAAAAAAGCGAAAAAGAGGAGGUAAAGAAGAAUUAUCAACGAUUUCCGUUGUUUCCUAUUUUAGUAUAGUUCUAACUUGUUAAAAAACGAUUUACUAGUAAAUAAUCGCGUAUAUGAGCAUACUAAGUAGGUCAACAAUUUUCUUAUCGAUACACAGUAGUGUUUUACUACUUCCACGGCACACUGGGUGAAAAGUCGAUUGUAUUUUUCAUAUUUACGCUGUUUCACAAAUUGGAAGAUAUUUAGCAAUAAUGUAGAUACCGUUCGAAUAAUAUAACGUGUUUCUUCGUGUUUGAAAAAAUGAAGAACAUCAACCAGAAAUUGCAUGCGUAAUUUUUCCAACAGAUAUCUUUUACUAUUAUCCAACACGUGUGUGUUUUUUCUUUCAUGCCGUGGUAAUGAAUAGUUUUUGAUUUUCAAAAAUCAAUGUUCCUCUUUUGAUAAUAGAUCACCAUGCUAGUUCAUUCGUUUUAGUAGAUUUUUUCAUCAGGAAGCCAAUUAAACACAUUUAUCAUUUUCCACUUCCUUAAAAAGUCGUAGCACCUUGUGGGAUUGAAAAGAAUAGUAUGACUUAAAAAUUUGUUUAUUUGACAAUUAUUUAACAAUGUAUUGAUACUUUUUAAAGCGUGUGAAAUAUCAUUUAUUUUUAAUAUUUAUAUAUAUAUAUAUAUUAUUUAUUAUUUAAGAUUACGAAGUGAAUUGGCACCUAGUACUACCAAAAAUUCUGUCAACUGAAAUAAAAAUUUUUUACAAUAUAGUAUAUGGUAAAUUAAAAUAUCUGCUACAUUCUAAAUAAUUUUGUGAAAAAUAAUUCGUAAAAAUUUGAGAUUUAUUGUAUUAGAUAGUAUUUAAAAUUUCCUGGGCAUCAAGUCAAAAAAGCAUAGUUUAAGAAAAAGUCAGUUUAAAGAUCCAAAUAAAUUUUUUCGUCAUAAUAUUUGUAUAAUGUUCAAAAUUUAGAAAAGCGUAAAAAUUCCCAAUUUUCUCAAAACCGACAAGGUUUUAUACCAGAUUAAAUAUCGGAUUAAUAUUAAAAGACUUCUUUCAUUACUUUAUGCUUUCUAGUAUUUGGCUAGCUUGUUAAAAUAUUAAUUGUAAAAGAGGAAGUUUGAAACAAGAGAAAAGAAGGAACGUGAACAUAUGUAUAAAAUGUAUGAGCCUGAGAGCAAAAGAAGUAGUGAAUGACUGUAUUGACAGAGCGUAUAUGUGUGAUUUGUAAAAAUUAUUUCCAAUGAUUUCUUCAAAUAUUGUAGUCUUCAACGCGAAAAUGACUUUUAAAGGACGAAUCCUUGAAAGAGAAAAUGUAAUUUACUUACAGUAAGAUUUAAAACAAAUGAAGAUAUCUAAUACGUAGGUACGUAUUUAAUUCAGCGAUUCGCUUUGGCCAAGUAUGGUGACGACUGUUCAAGAUUCACUUGAAGCGUUAAGGAAAAAGAAAACGUGUAUAAUCAUUAAAUUUUGAUAUUUAACUUUAUACAAUGGCAGCACAAAGUCUAAGAAAGUCUUUCGAUAUAAUAAGAAAAAAGAUUAGAUAAGUCCCGAUUCUAUCCUAUUCAUUAAGCAUUUAAUCGUUCGUCUAAUCACGACGGAAUUUUGAAUAGUGACUAUCUUGGUACAAAGCGACACAAAACAAAAAAAGAUGACUGUCUAUUGUGCGAUACAAAAUUUAGAUUAUAUUUAGGGCGAAGAAAAAAUAAAGAAAAGAAGAGUAUAAAUGAGAAUGAAAGAAAUGACGAAUUCAUCUGUUUAUAGAUAUGAUAUGUAAAUCGUUGAAACGGUGAUCGAGAGGCAAAUCUUUCGUAUAAUUUUAUGCUUAAAUCAUUAAGUAGAAACACAUUGUAUUGAAAUCUUUUUUUUUUUUUUCCUUUUCAUUUAUUACGAAUGCGAUCUUGAAUAUAUGUUUUAUGGUAUUAUUUUUAAGAUUAUUUAAAAUUUGUGGGUAGUCAGAAAACAUACUUCAACAGUUUGAUGAAAGUUUAAUUGUAUGCGUGUUAGUAAUAAUAUAAUCAGAGAAGGAGAGUGAGACGGUAAAUUCUCGACUACAUUUUACAACUUUAUUUCAUAUACAACAUAUAUUCUCUAAUGUAAUAUUUGUUGCAGAGAUCGUUAGAGGAUAUUUAAUAUUACAAUAAGAUUAUUUGUAAGACAAUUUUUAGUUGACUUUUAUUUGUUGGAAUAUUUUUUUUAUAUAAAUAGUAUGGUGAUAAUGCAAGAGAAUUUACUACGUCCACAGGAUUGUUUGAUCAAACAAAGAGAAAAAUAAUAAAAACGUUGGGAAACAUAUGUUUAUACGAAUUUAUCAAUAUUUUUAUAUUUUUAUGUUUCAUCAUAGACAGUACAGAGAGAAAAACAAUUAUAUCAAAGAAGAAUAGAGAAAAAUGUAUGAUAAAAGAAAAUAAUGACACGUGCCUACAAUAGUUACCAUUGAAGUUUGUAUAUAUAUAUGUAUAAAGUGUAUUCAUAUAUCAUGGACCAAGAAGAAAGUAAUUUUUUCAUUGUUGCAUAGUGAAGAUAUAAAUACCAAAUGAAAAAAAUAUAUAUAUUAUGAGAUAGAUAUAAAAUCUGAAAUGUAUAAAAUAAGAACGAUCUCUUCUUGGUGCAUGUGAUACAAGUGGCACUAUCUAUACAUAUAGAUAUAUAUCUAUAAGUAUGUAUGUAAAUAUAUAUAAAUAUAUAGACGCAUAUAUAUACAUACAUAUUGUAAAAUAAAAGCGCGCGUAUAUUUGCAAGUCGUCUAUAUAUGUGUAGAUAUAAUUUAAAAAAAAAAAUAAGUUAGAUGAUUGUGCUCAUAAGAGACAUAAACAAAACCUUUGCUAGCUUUUAUUUAUAUACAUGAGAAAUUCUAAUAGUUACAAGGAGAGUAAAAUGUAGAAGUGGACGAACAACAAAGGAUCCGUCUAGUUCUGUGCUUGUAGAUUUAAAAUUCGUUACAUAGAUCCUGAAUUUAAAAAAGAAAAAAAGAAAAAAAAAGAAAUAAACUAAGUAUUUCUCUGAGAGCCGAAGUAAACGGAGAAAGAGAGAAAUAAGAUUUAACAGAAGAACGCAAAGAAAUGUAUGAACAGAAAUUUAUAGUGGUCUAUCUCAGGUUAAGUAUAGGUUGAAAGAGGCGAACUCGAACAAAUGUGUGAUCACGUUUCAAAUCUGUAUAUUUUAAUUAAAUAAACUGAAGUAUACAAAUGUU
Messenger RNA from Frieseomelitta varia, 6719 nucleotides. RefSeq lists its product as uncharacterized. The transcript has 6 exons. Lineage: Eukaryota; Metazoa; Arthropoda; Insecta; Hymenoptera; Apidae. Gene Ontology annotation, cellular component: nucleus; cytosol. Gene Ontology annotation, molecular function: protein serine/threonine phosphatase activity; cation binding; mitogen-activated protein kinase binding. Gene Ontology annotation, biological process: protein dephosphorylation. The coding region runs from base 476 to 3229 and encodes 917 amino acids. The record is from RefSeq and is a predicted model, not a curated record.